This is a messenger RNA of Camelina sativa (false flax), 1931 nucleotides long. RefSeq names its product integrin-linked protein kinase 1. Gene Ontology annotation, molecular function: protein binding; ATP binding; protein serine/threonine kinase activity. Gene Ontology annotation, biological process: protein phosphorylation. Lineage: Eukaryota; Viridiplantae; Streptophyta; Magnoliopsida; Brassicales; Brassicaceae. The record is from RefSeq and is a predicted model, not a curated record.
CCAAAUUGUAAGAACAACGAACUUGUUGGUUAAUUUCGUUUAUGGAUAAGUAAUACUAAUAAUAAAAUAAAGGUACUACGAUUGGUUUGUUUUGUUUCUGUGACUUGGUUGUCGUCUUCUUCUUUGUCUCAACGCCCCCCCAUUGACGAACCCCUCAAAGACGCAAUGUGGGUUUUGAUCCAUUGAUGAUUGAUCUUGUGAGGGUUUUUGAGAAUUUGCGUAAAGGAACAAACUUUUUGGCAUCAAUGGAGAACAUAGCCGCACAGCUAAAACGAGGGAUCUCAAGACAAUUCUCAACUGGCUCGAUUCGUCGAACAAUGAGCCGACAGUUCACACGUCAGUCAUCUCUCGACCCUCGUCGGACCAACAUGAGGUUUAGUUUCGGUCGUCAGUCUUCUCUCGAUCCGAUCCGGAGGAGUCCUGAUUCCACUAGAAGCGACGACGAGCCUCAUAUGUCGGUACCGGAGAAUCUCGAUUCCACGAUGCAGCUUCUCUUUAUGGCUAGUAAAGGUGAUGUCAGAGGAGUUGAGGAGCUUCUUGAUGAAGGGAUCGAUGUUAAUAGUAUCGAUCUUGAUGGUCGUACGGCGCUUCACAUCGCUGCCUGUGAAGGUCAUCUUGGCGUUGUUAAGGCUCUUCUUAGCAGGAGAGCUAACAUUGAUGCUCGUGAUCGAUGGGGAAGUACGGCGGCUGCUGAUGCUAAGUAUUAUGGGAAUUUAGAUGUUUACAAUCUCUUGAAGGCUCGAGGAGCUAAGGUUCCGAAAACGAGGAAGACGCCGAUGACUGUGUCGAAUCCACGAGAAGUUCCUGAGUAUGAGCUUAAUCCGCUUGAGGUUCAAGUCCGGAAAGCUGAUGGUAUCUCAAAGGGAGCAUAUCAAGUAGCUAAAUGGAAUGGCACGCGGGUUUCUGUCAAAAUACUUGAUAAAGAUAGCUACUCAGAUCCUGAACGCAUAAACGCAUUUAAACAUGAGUUGACGUUGCUAGAAAAAGUCCGGCAUCCUAAUGUUAUCCAGUUUGUUGGAGCUGUCACUCAGAAUAUACCGAUGAUGAUUGUAGUCGAGUAUAAUCCAAAAGGAGAUUUAGGUGUAUAUCUCCAAAAGAAAGGACGUCUUUCUCCUUCCAAGGCACUUAGAUUUGGUCUUGAUAUUGCAAGGGGAAUGAAUUACCUCCAUGAAUGUAAACCUGAUCCAAUCAUUCACUGCGAUCUAAAGCCAAAAAAUAUUUUGCUGGAUAGAGGUGGCCAAUUAAAGAUCUCGGGAUUUGGUAUGAUAAGAUUGUCGAAAAUUUCACAAGACAAGGCGAAAGUAGCAAACCACAAAGCACAUAUAGAUCUCUCAAAUUACUACAUAGCACCAGAGGUUUAUAAAGACGAAAUAUUUGACCGAAGGGUCGAUGCACACUCCUUUGGUGUCAUUUUAUACGAGAUAACAGAGGGAGUACCAGUUUUCCACCCGAGGCCUCCUGAAGAAGUUGCGAAAAUGAUGUGUUUAGAAGGAAAGAGACCAGUAUUCAAAACUAAGUCAAGAAGUUACCCUCCAGAUCUAAAAGAGUUGAUCGAGGAAUGUUGGCAUCCAGAAGCCGGUAUUAGACCUACAUUCUCUGAGAUUAUCUUUCGACUUGACAAAAUAGUAACUAAUUGCUCUAAACAAGGAUGGUGGAAAGACACAUUCAAGUUCCCUUGGAAAUAAAGAAGGGGAAGAAGAAGAAGAAGGAGAAGCAAGAACAGCGUGAGAUUUGUGGACAAAAUCCGAUUCACAGUGUGUUUGUCAGACAUAUGAACAUCGACAAACUCACUUACUAUGCAUAUUUUUGUUUUUGUUUUUGUUUUUGUUUUUGUUUUUUUGGUUCUAGAACAUAAUUUAUAGUACUUUGUAUAGUUUAUAAGCGCGUUACUGUAUAAUUAUCAACAAAUGAACUCAUGCUCGUUACAACUA